CGGUGCGCUCUUCGGGUGAUGCACAUGUGGUCUUGCGUCUCUCCAGAGGAGAGGAAUUGGGCAGUCCACGAGGGCAUCCACACGAAGAAGCGCAACCGGUUGGCCUUCGAGAAGGUCGUGCAACUCGUUUGUUGUGGAGUAUCGACGGGUUGGAUGUGGUUAUGUGUUGCCAUGACAGCGGGACGAGGGCAUGCUCGAUUGCGGUUAUGUGUUGCCAUGGCAGCGGGACGAGGGCAUGCUCGAUUGCCAGGUACGACUCGAGGUGGAGCUUGUGCGCACGGGCAUGCGCAGAGGGAUGACGAAGGAGGAGAUUGCCCGUCAGGCUGCGCUUAUUACCCGGGAUCCCAUCGAGGCCUCCACACCGCCCUCUGCUGAUGCCGUAUUCGGUAGACGUACUUGCAUUUUUCAUCCCCACACCAGGGAGGAUGACUCGGAUGAGGAGUUGAUACCUGAGGCGGCAGAUGACCCUGCCCUCCUCAUUCCCCGUGAGAUCGAUGAGACGCACGACGAUCCCGGCGACGAGGAGACGAGGGCACACACAGCACGACAGGCGGUGAAGCGGGCGGACAGGGAGAUGCUGGUGGGAGAGGAGGAGUUUUGGGGCCCUUUCGGGGAGGUCGUUUCCACGGGCGAUGUGUGCGCUGACAGAGGUAGGGGCUCGCAUGCAGGCACGAGCAGCAGAGAGAGGCGGGGCGGUUCGCCAGUUGAGGUUACGAUCACCUUCCCCGGAGAUCUUGCAGGAGGAGGGGCCACCGUCGGCAACACCAGUGGAGGGGGAGAUGACACCAGCGGCGAUGGCGGACGUGACGGUCACAGCCGCGGUGGACGAGAUAGCAGCAGCAGCAACAACAACAGUGUUGGAGGAGGUGGCAGCAACAGUGGUGGAGGAGGUGGCACCAGCGGCGGCAGUGGAGGGGAUAGCAGUUGUCGUCAUCGAGGAACAGCAGGAGGAGCAGCAGCAGUGGAGGGGGAGGUGGCAACAGCAAUGCAGGAGGAGGAGGCACUGUCAGCAGUUGCGGUGGAGGGGGAGGUGGCAGGACCAGUGGAGGAGGAGAUAACCGCAGCGGCGGAGGUACCGCAUAGGGGCGGUGACAAGCGCCUCAUGCAGCAAUUCCUCAUGGAGGAGCUCGAUCCGGUCAUAGCGGGUAUGACCCUGGGUGUGGCGAGGGGGUUGGGGAUAUCGGAUUCGGAGAUGGGGACCCACAUCGACUUUGAUUUGUCGACGGGCCUUCCACCUAGUUGCGGCGGGGCGACAUCGACGGAUCGGGCUCCAUCGAGGGACGAGGCGGCAGGCGAGACUUUGACGCAGACCCCGAGAGAGAGGACGACGACUGAGUCUCCAGAUGCAGCACGCGACAUCAUAGGGCGAGAGAGGGCUCGACUGAUGACAUCCAACGACCCGCGUGCGCAGGCGCUCGCACGGGCCUUAGAGGAGCGCAAGAGUCGAGGGACGGGGAGAGAUGUUGUUGGGCGCGAUGUGGGCGACACGGCGUUGUACGGGAGGACGGACAUAGAUUUGGAUUCCACUCGCCCUGUCACUGAGCACACUGCUCGCCUUCAGUCGGGGUUGGGUCACCGUGGCGCCAGGACGCCAGCAGCAAGGGAGGUAGCAGCAGCACCUUGUGAGCCUCAUCGAGGUCGAGGCAUAGGACUGUCCAACUCGGCCUUGGACCAGGCUUUGAGAGCAGUGACGCGUGUUGUGCAUGAGCAAACUCCACGCAAGCGUGGAGUGACUCCUCGUCCACGCCCGCUGCCUGCACAGGGAGGCGCUGCACUAGGAGAGUCUUCGAGGGCGGAGGGGUUGGGGAUGCCUCGCGGAUCCCGCCGGCUGCAGACGGUCGGAAAGGCUAGUGCGAGGGUUGUUGUGUUGAGGAAGGGAGGCGACCCUGUCACCGUGGAGGAGGGUGAUCCUAAGACGGGACCGCCCGCACAUGCAGUGCGGGAGGACGAUGAGGACUAUGAGGGUGAGGAGGAGGGUGAGGAGGAGGAGAGUGAGUCUCACGACAGUGUUACCGACGAUGACAACGAGGAUGAGUCCCCCCCCCCCCCACCGACGCGUGCUUUGAGACGUUCUUCUGCGCCGACAUCAUCAUCUGCAGGACGGAGGGGGAGGUCGACAUCCGACACUCGGGGGGGUACGAGGAGUCGAAGGAGGCGUAGCGAGAAGGGGAAGAGACGGGCCCGCUCCGGUGUGUAUCACUACCUUGUUGUCGACCAGAAGGUGGACAACAAGGGGGUGAUGAUGCUCUGUUGCACGUUUUGGAACAAAGUUUUCCAAAGGACUCAGUUUCAGGCCACGAGGCACUUCAUCCAGACGAACUACUGCAAGGACAUCAGCGACGAGGCGUUGUACGAGAUCGCGCGACGGGCUCAACAAAAGUUCGAGUCCGAUCAGAUGGAGAGGGUUGCGAGGUAUGCAGCGGAGCGCGGACUCAAUGUGCUCGACACGAGCGCUGCAAGGGGAGGAGAGGCGGGGCGGCGUCCUGUGGAGGGAGGGGUCGGGGGAGAUGGUGGGCAUGAUGCGCCCGACCACCCAUUGGGGGUUGGAGGCGGUGACACGAAGGAGGGUGUGAUCCACGUCGAUCGCGAGGCGCGUGGCCCGGGCGAGGAGGGAGUCCCGGGACACAAGGACGUGCUCGGGCCAGAUUUUUAUCCAGGCACUGGGCAGAGGAUGGAGGACUGGCUGAGGCGAGCAGGCAAGGGAUCUGCAACGGAGGGUUCUUCAAAGAGGAAGGAAGGAGGAACUGAUUCAGCUGCCACCCGAGCUGGAAAGAGGCUUCGCGAGCAUAAGGUGCUUGAGGUCUACGGUGGCGAGUGGGUUGCUCGCCACAAGAAGACCUUCCUUCGCUGGCUCUAUUCCAGCGGGGUCUCCUUCAAUGCCUUUCGCAACCAGGCAUGGAAGGCAUAUCAACAGGUGCUUCUUGAGCAGCCUGGCAGUUCCCCGCGCACUAUGCUCCCCAACCACAGUGAGAUUGCAAGUAUGCGGGCGAUGGAGACCCACCGUGCCGAGUUGGCGGAGGAGUUGGAGGAGUCUUGCGCUUCUCUAGUGGAGAGGAACUGGGAUGUCCAUGAGGGCAUCCACACGAAGAAGCGCAACCAGUUGGCCUUCAAGAAGGUCGUGCAACUCGUUGAUUUCACCACAAAUGUGCGGUUGGCGGAGUAUCGGCGGGCUGGAUGUGGUUAUGUGCUGCCAUGGCAGCGGGACGAGGGCAUGCUCAAUUGCCAGGCAGGACUCGAGGUGGAGCCUGUGCGCACGGGCACUGGCAGGGGGAUGACGGAGGAGGAGAUUGCCCGUCAGGUUGCGCUUAUUACCUGGGAUCCCAUCGGGGCUUCCGCACCGCCCUCUGCAGAUGCCGUACUCGGCACGAGCAGCACAGAGGCGCGGGUGACGACCCCCACUCCGACGGAGCGAGAGUCGUCCAUGCUGCCACCUUCUGCUCCGAGUCCUACACCACCAUCGCCCGUCUCGCCACUUCAGCCGUAUAUGGCAGCAACAGACACGGAGGAGUUGGCGUCCUCCUUGCCUCAGCACGUACUUCUCCGUAGAGGCGGGGCGGUCCUCCAGCCGAGGUUACGAUCACCUUCCCCGGAGAUCUUGCACGAGGAGGGGCCACCGUCGGCAACACCAGUGGAGGGGGAGAUGGCGCCAGCAGCGGUGGCGGACGCAACGGUCGCAGCCGUGGUGGACGAGAUAGCAGCAACAGCAGCAGCAGCAGUGUUGGAGGAGGUGGCGGCAGCAGUGGUGGAGGAGGAGGCACCAACGGCGACAGUGGAGGGGAUAACAGCUGUCGUCAUCGAGGAGAUAGCAGCAGCACGAGGAGCAGCAACCAUGGAGGGGGAGGUGGCAGCAGAAGUGGAGGAGGAGGAGACACCGUCAGCAACAGCAGUGGAGGGGGAGGUGGUCGUACCAGUGCAGGAGGAGAUAGCCGCAGCGGCGGAGGUACCGCAUGGACGCGGUGACGAGCGCCUCAUGCAGCACUUGCUCACGGAGGAGCUCGAUCCGGUCAUAGCGGGUAUGACCCCGGGUGUGGCGAGGGGGUUGGGGAUAUCGGAUUCGGAGAUGGGGACCCACAUCGACUUUGAUUUGUCGAUGGGUCUUCCACCUAGUUGCGGAGCGGCGACAUCGACAGAUCGGGCUCUAUUGAGGGACGAGGUGGCAGGCGAGACUUCGACACAGACCCCGAGAGAGAGGACGACGACAAAGUCUCCAGAUGCAACACGCGACAUCAUGGAGCGAGAGAGGGCUCGGCUGAUGGCAUCCAGCAACCCGCGUGCACAGGCGUUCGCACGGGCCUUAGAGGAGCGCAGGAGUCGACAGACGGGGAGAGAUGGUGGGCAGGGUGGGGCAGUGGUGGGGGAGGAUGCUAGGUAGGUCGUAGCAGCAUAGGCGGAGGAGGGUAUGGAGGGUGGGCGACAGGCAGUGCAUGAGGCCACGG
Molecule: messenger RNA, 4436 nt
Organism: Chara braunii
Lineage: Eukaryota; Viridiplantae; Streptophyta; Charophyceae; Charales; Characeae
Source: the annotation of a GenBank genome assembly